Molecule: messenger RNA, 702 nt
Organism: Serpula lacrymans var. lacrymans S7.9
Lineage: Eukaryota; Fungi; Basidiomycota; Agaricomycetes; Boletales; Serpulaceae
Exons: 2
Coding region: 1-702 (233 amino acids)
Source: RefSeq, a predicted model, not a curated record
AUGCCCAAAGACUCAAGCUCACAAGGCCUCCCUCACACACCCACACUAACACAUAUACGCACUCGACCGCGCACUAUAAUACAUCGUCCCCUCACUCGUCCCACUCACCCCGCUUGCCGCAGUCCAAUACGUAGCCGUACUCCCCGACCGGUCGUGCUCGCACCCCUCGCGCUCGUCCGCCCCGCGCACGGAGCGCACGCGAUGGUGCUGGUGCACACGGUGGCGCUCGCCCCUCCCGCCCUCGCCCGCACCUUCGCUCUGCAGCCGCAGCCGCACGCUGAGCGCCUCCAACAGCGCCCUCAGCUCCGCGCGUUCCUUCUCGUGCGCGUGCGGGUGGGCGGGGGCACGACAGCGGUUUCGCAUCCAAGCCCGCGUUCCGACCCGGGGACCCAGACUCUGACUCAAAAGGCGGCGACGGCAGCGGCAGCGACGACGACGGCUGCAGAGAACGAGCGGGCGGAGAGGGCAGAGGGGCAGAGGGGGGGGCCGUACGCACCGCCCGCACCGGGGCCUCCUGGGACGGAAAAAGACCGAGCUGCGAGGACCCCCCUCGCCCCCGGCCUUGCUCGGAGAAGACGUCCGUGUGGAGGUGAGAGUGAGCGUGGAGGUCCAGCGCGCUCUUGCUCCCUCCCAAGCCCUUCCCUUUCCCCUUCGUCGUCACCUCUCCCUUCUCUCCCUUACUCCCCGCACCGUGAUCAUUAA